Kockovaella imperatae is the source of this 1099-nucleotide messenger RNA. Its product is annotated as P-loop containing nucleoside triphosphate hydrolase protein. The record is from RefSeq and is a predicted model, not a curated record. Gene Ontology annotation, molecular function: GTP binding; GTPase activity. Gene Ontology annotation, cellular component: Golgi apparatus. The coding region runs from base 136 to 945 and encodes 269 amino acids. The transcript has 5 exons. Gene Ontology annotation, biological process: protein localization to organelle; intracellular protein transport; Golgi to plasma membrane protein transport. Lineage: Eukaryota; Fungi; Basidiomycota; Tremellomycetes; Tremellales; Cuniculitremaceae.
GAGGAUGCUCUGCAUCCGACCACCGGAAACUCAAAGAUGAGAUGAGAUUCACCGAAUUGCAUGAUGACUUUGUACUUUUGAUUCUCCAGCCACCUCAGUCAUGAGAUAGCACACGUCAAACUCGCCCCUGAGAUCAUGUACCAUCUCCUCAAGGGUCUACAUGCCCAUCUGACAAGAAAAGAUGAGUACUCGGUCGUCAUCAUCGGCUUGGACAAUGUAAGUGUGCUGAUCCUGAACUCAUUCUUUCAAGGUACUUCUGCUGACGAACCUUGCGCUUCAGGCGGGGAAGACGGUGAGCUCAAGAAUGGACCCAUUACCACAGUUGCAGCUGAACUUUGCUCUCUUAAGACCAUGCUCGAGCGGAUCAAGACCAUGUACAACGCGACACCCGGUAUGCCUCCAGACAAGAUAGGUCCAACCGUAGGACAGAACAUUGGCAAGAUCUCCCUUCCAUCCACUACUCUAUCCUUCUUUGAUCUUGGUGGGCAGAGGGAUAUCCGAUCCAUUUGGCCCAGAUACUAUGACGAGUGUCAUGCCGUUGCUUUCGUGUUGGACGCCUGUGAUCAAGCAAGGCUCAACGAAACGUGGGAGGUAUUUGAUGAGGUGCUCAACUCGCCUCGACUACUUAAUCUCCCCCUCCUUCUGCUCGCAAACAAACAAGACGCUCCGACCUGUUUGUCAGUCCAGGAAAUCAGAGAAUCCUUUGACGCCUGGCAUCGUGCCAGGACUGAUGACGAUCUCGACGCUACCGAGGAGGGAUCCCCAUCGAGGGAUGAAAUGUCUGGAACAGCAGAUCCCGAAUCACAGGACAAGAAGAGGAGAGCAGCAGAGCGAAUGGCAAGCCUGGACGUCAUGGGGGUAUCUGCGCUCGAAGGUGACGGCGUCAGAGAGGCUGUCAAUUGGCUAUACAUCCGUGUACAGAAUGCGAGACCACUAGGUGACUGACACAAUGCUCGAUCGGGACCGCUUCAAUCAACUCCCGCUGGUUCUCGCGACCGCCUCGAUGUAUCAAGUCUCUGAUAGAUGCUAAUGCAAGAUGUACAACUACUAUAAGCCUCCAUGUUCAACCUACUUUGCCCUCUCUUCUUCAUCCCCUUGA